Messenger RNA from Alnus glutinosa, 1133 nucleotides. RefSeq names its product ethylene-responsive transcription factor 2-like. The coding region runs from base 99 to 935 and encodes 278 amino acids. The record is from RefSeq and is a predicted model, not a curated record. The transcript has a single exon. Gene Ontology annotation, molecular function: DNA-binding transcription factor activity; DNA binding. Gene Ontology annotation, biological process: ethylene-activated signaling pathway; regulation of DNA-templated transcription. NCBI's taxonomy places the organism in Eukaryota, Viridiplantae, Streptophyta, Magnoliopsida, Fagales, Betulaceae.
ACUUCUCCAAUCCACAGAGAGAAAUCUUCAACACUCCUCAUAAAUCUUUCUUCACUCUAUAAUCCGAAACCGAAAUUCCAUUUAUCGGAUACAGAAAAAUGUUCGGACAGAGUACAGCCCAGUCCGAUUUUGCCCUUCUCGAAUCCAUUACAAGGCAUUUGCUUGGGGAAUCCGAGAGUCGACUCGGUGCUCAAGUACCCGGUUGCGGCAAUAACCAGAUCUUCUGCCGGAGCUCCAGUUUCGGCAGCUUGUACCCUUGCCUCACCGACACCUGGGGCGAAUUGCCGUUGAAGGAGGACGAUUCGGAGGACAUGGUUCUCUACGGCGUGCUCCGCGACGCCGUCAACGAGGGUUGGGUCCCAUCACUCGCUCCGGGAUCCACUGAACGUUGCGAUUUCGAGUUUUCGAACGCAACCGUGAAAUCCGAACCCGAACUCUUAACCGCGGUGAAAUCGGAGCACGAAAGCUUACCUCCGGUGGUGAACAGGUUGCCUGAGGCUGCGCCGGUGAAGAAGGAGGUGGCGGCUGCGGUCGUUCCGUCGAAGGGGAAGCAUUACAGGGGUGUGCGGCAACGGCCUUGGGGGAAGUUCGCGGCUGAGAUCCGGGACCCGGCUAAGAACGGCCAGCGGGUCUGGCUGGGAACGUUCGAGACGGCUGAGGACGCCGCGUUGGCUUACGACCGAGCCGCCUACCGCAUGCGCGGCUCCCGUGCCUUGCUCAACUUCCCGCUCCGGGUGAACUCCGGCGAGCCCGAUCCGGUGAGAGUCACGUCGAAACGGUCGUCGCCGGAGCCUUCCUCAUCUGUGGAGAGCGGGUCGCCGAAGCGGCUGAAGAAGGCUGACGGCUCGGCGGCUCAGGCGCAAGCCGGGUUGCAAGUGGGUCACCAAGUGGCUUCGUGUCCCCAUGGGCAACAAAUAGUGGUUAGCCAAUGCUGACAGAGGAGGGGGCACUUCAGAAUUUUCGACAGGCACACUGUAAUAUCUUGGGCCAAGCAUAUUGGGCUAUUGGGCUAUCCCCAAAAUUUUGGAAAAUGUCUGGGAGAAAAAUGAAAAUAAUAAAAAAAGAGUGGGUGUAAUGUAUAAGAGAAAUAGGUAGGGUUGUUUGGAUAUGUGAAUACGAACGAGAUUUGUUUA